Molecule: messenger RNA, 8300 nt
Organism: Spirometra erinaceieuropaei
Lineage: Eukaryota; Metazoa; Platyhelminthes; Cestoda; Diphyllobothriidea; Diphyllobothriidae
Source: the annotation of a GenBank genome assembly
AAUUGAUUGGGUUGGUCGCGAGGACGCGGACCCUCCCUGUACUACAGGCGGUCCAGCGCCAAAUUCCAGAGGAAUACCCAUUACCGUGUUCUAACUUUAAAUAACUCCCCCAACCCAAACGAGUCUGAAAUUCAGGUCAAGGUCACACGGGCUCCGCGCAAUCCAACUAACCUCUACCGUAAGUCGCUGUGGCCUCCGUCCGUGGUCCGUCUUGGGGCCAAGGUACUUAUGUGCAAACGGGCGGCACUGGGGUCUCUCGCCUUUACGCCACGUCCCAUCCCACUUCUUAAAUAUUAGGAUAAGUCUCAAAUCCCCAUUCGACUAGGAGCCCUUCUGUACAAGGCGAAAAGCCCGUCUACUACACCUUCUCCAUGUUUGUCCGUGGGGUCUGUUACCCACUACUUCAUCUCCCGUUCUGUGUAGUUUCGGGUUUUAUAUGCCGGCGAGGAAUCAAAGAUCCUACUGAUUAGUUUUUUUCUUACUAUUCGCGUUGCGAUAUGCCAUUCGAGACGAGAAGCUUAUCUAAUCGAUGAAAUUUGUAUGCACCUUAGGAGGAAGGUGAAGCUGACCGAACCAUACUUCAGAAGUACUACGCCUGCUGCGCUCGAGAACAGGACUCCACAAACUCAAAGAACAAAAAGUCCAAAGACGUGUCCUCUGGACAGGCGGAAAAGGAGCAGACAUCAACAGCCAGUAGCCCAUUAAAACGCCGCGGACGCCCUAGGUCUGCACGCUGCGCCUAUUGCCUGGCCAGCGAGGCCCUGCACCGUUAUCGACAGACCUUGAACUACGAGCGUUCCAACUCGGCAGGACCCUCUGCUCGAGCCCUGCGGGCCGGCGACGACACCCUGCUGACAGACGACGCCGAUCUGGACGCCCUCUCCACGAAUGCGGACCUCACAUCGGUAGGGAUGGCGAACCCUCUGAUCGUCGGCCUGCAGAUUGUCUGUGCCCAACUAGGUCGUCUAAGCACGGAUAGAGUGUACUGGAAAGAAGUAUCCAGUCGGUUAGAGCGUCUGCUGCAACUCCUCAUGCGUGAGCUUUUGGUAGGUCUGAUGCGUCUGCUCGUUCUAAAUAUCCUGACUGUUACCUCCAGUAUUCAUGUAAUCCAACUGCAAGAGCACCGACAACCGCUUAUCAAUUAGGAGUCAUUGCAGUGCAUUCUGAUAUUUUCCCUUGACAGCCUUCUUCUCUUCUCCUGACUUCCUUUUACUGCUCGAGCUUGAUAUUCGCUGGAAGAGCGAACCACUUUGAUGCUGUCAAAUACCUUCGUGCUAUAAUUUGAAUGAAGUGCUGGUCAGCCAUACUCGCUGGGAAAAGUUGUCGUCCUCGUCGAUCACAAUUGUCGAACUAGCGGCACAAAAUAACUUUUGAAAACCGAGCUCACGAGUAGCAACUGUAAAACGGGAUAUACGGGCAAGAACCUACGUCUAAGUGAGUGGUGACGGAGUUCUUACAUGUGCUAAUGUCAAACGUGGAUUAUAUACGGCCGACGUUUUAGCGCUGCAUCCACGGAGAAAUCAGCAUGCUUGGGGGCGCGGAAUCGACUCUCACCUGCUGUUCGUCAGCAGUUGACGCAAGCUAGAAGGCCAACCCAAAAUGCUGGACAGGAAUUCAAGCGCCGAGUAUAGAUACACAUAUAUGUCUCUAAUUUGUGCCUUAUAUUUUCUUCAGGGCCAGUUUUAGUGAUAAGAACGCUAGCCUGGGUACUUGUCUUAACAUUAGACUUUCUGUACUACCAAGGUUUCGUAUGGCGGAGAUGGUUGAUGGAUUGAUGGGCACAGCUCAGUAACGCGGGUGCGAAUAGGCGCUUACUGUUGACGGGUUCUUCGCAUCACACUAGUUUCCACAUGAUGAAGAAGCACCACUUGUGUAAUUGUUUUUUCAGGCCAAGUUUUGUAUGCAUUGGACUGUAAAAUGCGACCGUCUGAAGCUUGGCAACUUUUUUACACUAGCAGAUUAAAGGCAUAGGGCUGAACAGGACAUAUUAACCAACACCAGAAGAUUGCAAAGGAUUGCCGAAGAGAGAAAGAAGUACGUUGUAAAAGGUAACUGUGUCCUCUGGACCGGGUUGACGUCAUGUCAAAAACCGCUACUAGCUACUGUCGGAGUUGACGGACAAAAAUCGUCCGAAACCUUGAUUCCGGAUUCCUAUUUAGAGGCUUUGACACUCGCUCAGCAAAGAAGUUCAUCAGCCUAAUGGACUAAGCAGUAAUGACCUCAAUUUGACCCGCCAAAGUUUUCUUGGUCUGCGACGGUGCCACUCGACUGACCUCCUCAUAUUGGCAGCCUCUUGAAGCCUGUAUGUAGUUCGUGUUCGCCUGAUGUGGGUGCAGGCUGUCCAAAGAUAAGCACACCUGUCUUAAGGUCACUGAAGCGUGCCGUACAGGUGGCAUUUCUUUCAUCUUUCACCCUCAGUUCUGAGGAGGAGAGAAUUAUCCUGUAAUUUGGCAGACUUCCAAGCCAUGACCCAUCUUGAUAGAAUCAGGCGCAUUCGUUUUAUCAUUGCGAGCAGUGUGCGGAUGUGCCAUGAAGUUGAAUUCUCCAGUGUCAAUCCUAAUCUCAUUUCACUCUCUCAUGCCCCAGCCGAAUCUUCUAGCCUACCAAGCACGCAUACACACACAAGCGUUCAUAAGACAAGGUUGUUCUGGCCUCAGCAUCCCUAUUUAGUUCAUGAGUGCCAUUACUAGCCUAUCUCGCUAGUCAGUCAGCUGAAUCAGGUCUUUAGUUGGAAUUUUAAAACAGGAUUGUUUCCCCUUCCAUCCUUAUUCCUUUCUGCCUAGUGGACAGCGUGGGCUAAGCGGUGUUCGUCGCCAUCACUACUUGCACGCACACUUCUCUUCCCUGGUCUUAUCUAUUUUGCUGAUAGAUUUACACUGUAUCGCUAUCGAAUUUUACUGUUCUAGUUCAUUGGACGCGUCCACUUUCUGACCAAGGAGUGGUGGAAUGUCCACGACGACGCUGAGCAGUUUGUCUUGCGCCUCCAAGCAACGAGUCCCACUGACUUGGCCUUUGUCCCACCCGACGAGGUUAGUUAAGCCAGCCCUUUGCCUCUCUUGCCCUUUCGUUUGCCGUUUGUCCGCAUUCCUAAAGAGUGGCUGUCUUGAACAACGAUGGGUUAAGAUUUGUGUGGUUAAACUAGACGGCUACUGGCAUUCAUGUGUUUCCAGAACCAGGAGAAUGUAGCAAUAGUUUGUCGACUUCUAAUUCACUCGCCAACGAUCAUCGUUCUUAGUUUUUGAUCUCAGCGAAUGCGGCCAGCGACUAAGAACCAGGAAUGUAAGUGAAUUUGUCCAGUGAGAAGGUAGUCUGCGCAAUCACAGCCUCAUUCGUUAACUGCCUCUGCUUUAUGUUUCUCAUAAAAAAGACCAUCAAAGUUAAUGUCUGCGGCGUUUUGUAAGGAAUCAUGUGGAGGUGACGUUUGGUUUUACCUUGGAAUUUAGGUCUCUGUGCCUGCACGGACGGUUGCGUAGCCUUGGCCAACCAGUUAGGGAAACAACCAACCUUAGUCCUGAAGGCAAGUUAAUUGACAAACUGCACUCCCGUCUGUCGUCGAAAAUCCCCAUUCGCAGCCGACAGUGAGAAGUUAUAGCUCACGUGGCAGAGCAUUGCGUUCGGUGGCCAACGUGAUGUAGGUUCAACCCUCAGGACCAUGAUUGUCUGACGACAGUAACGAUACUUGGCAUCUCGAAUGGUUAAAUUUUCCAUCCUGACGUGUGGUCUACCCUUUUGCUUAUAUAAGUAUACUUCUCAUGCAUGCCCAGGUGGAUUCGCAACUGCAGUCUCAGACUGCAGACGCCCUAACGGCCUGGUCUACUCUCAAGAGUCGAUUGGGCCAUUUGGCCUUUCUUCGCAACGCCCUGCAGCAACAGUCUGAAAGCGGUCGUCCGGGAGCUGGUCAACUCGAAUGCCCCGCUUGUCUGAUGAUCCAUUCGCCAGAACGUCCAACUUUCGUCCUUCUGCCCGACUGCUGGCACAGUCUCUGUCUCGCCUGCUACGAUCGCAUCCGCGGGCUGGCUGUUGCUGCGCAACGUCGUUGUCCCGUUUGCCGUGCACCAUUCUUGCUCACCGCGGGCGGCAAUAGAGCUGUUCGUCGGCACCCCCUCACUCUAAUGCAUUUUGGCGGAGGGGAUGUUGAUGAACAGAAGGCCGCGGUCGAGGAUGGCAAUCACAGCGCUUCGGAAGGGGAUCGUGUUUUGGUGGGUUUGGUUGCCGCUUGCAAAGCAGACGUCUAAUGACUUUUCACUGUACUAACUUUAUAUCUAUUCCGGUUUCCAGGGUGAUCACAGUUCCAAAGUGCGUGAGGUCGUUAGGUGUCUGAAGGCCAUCAAGCGCGACGAUGCCGACGCCAAGGCUGUAGUCUUCAGUUCGGUAUGUUCAUUCCUUCAGCACACCCGCGUUUUCUACAGUCUGACCGAUUCCAUGAAAUGUUAACCAGAAUUCCAACCUGCUCUCGAUUUGAAAUGGUUACUUAAGUGGGGUUAGGACAUUUGUUAUCGGGCAACAUAAUACUCUAAUAUUUCAGACACGACGGGAUAUUAGCUGUUAUACACACUCUCUUUCGGUCGUUCGUAAAAACCGCACUCGGAAAAAAGCAACUUCUUAUGCAGUAUUGUUUAUUCUCUUGAUUUUGACUGCCCCCUUAAUGUCAGGUAUAUUUUAUAAGAAUCAAGCAUAAAAAUAUUCUUAUACUUGUUUGGUAGCAAAUCGUAUCUUUUGGUUCUAAAAAGGUUUCAAAGUAUGUGAUUUUUUAAACCGUGAGAUGUGCAUCCAAAUUGCAUCGUAUGUGUAGUUUAGUAAAUCAUCUUGAAAAGUAUACAGCAUAGUCCACGUCCAUUGCCAAAUUUUAUGAGCCCUACAUGGUAUCUUCUUAAUGCAUUGAAGAAUGUAUGAUUUUCCUUAGGCGGAAAGUAUAAGACUUGUAGACUGAAAACUCUGAACGCAAAUGUAACGAAAGAUCGGGCGUAAAACUAUUCGGUAAUUGGGAAACCUUUUAAAACCUAAGUAUACCUUUUCUUUGAGCACCAAACGUUGAAGUAGAAAUUAUUGUCUUCCAAAUAAGCAUAAGAAAUGCCAUCUCUGACCGCACUUUUUUAUAAAAUACAUGUAAGUUUAUAAGAGCAUCCAAAUUGGUAAAAAAAAUGUUAUCACUUAAGUAGUCGUUUGUUUACCUAGUAUGUUUUUUUCCAGACAACCGGAAAUGAUUGCAUUUGUAAGCUAAUAUCCUGAUGUCUCUGAAAUAUUAUGGAAGUAUCCUGCAUGACAACUAAUUUGAUAAAUAUACAUAUGUAAUCCUUCCUAGUCGAAAACGCAUUCCACAAUUUCGGUUAUCAUUUCAUGAGAUAAAUAAGCAGCUCACUGGGAGUGCACCAGGCCAGACGCAGACAGCUGUUUUACGGUCGUUACCGAUCAUCAGUACGUCAUAAACUAUAUGAAGUGAGGUAUAUAAACAUGUCAAGUGAGCGUUUGACCCUCAAUGUUGCGGUUAGGAUCUCACUGGAUCCCAUUCUGUCUGUCCACCAACUUGCUACUGACGACAGCGAACGUUUUGUCGUAGAACGCUUGCCACAUAUUUACAUAGGCAGCCCACUAGGAGUGUAACAGGCCUUUCAACUGAUCUUCCACUGUCUCUUCCACCUUCAGUGGCUGUCUGUCCUCUACACAAUGGCUCGCGCAUUAGAACAAAAUGGCAUCGCGUUUGCCACCCUUUUCAAAGCAAGAGACGCUCGUGAUUUGGCGGGGUUCCGUUGUGCAGGCUCCCGCACCUGGGUUCUCCUUCUACCAAUUCAGUUAGGUUCCAACGGCCUGAACCUCACUGAAGCCAAUCAUGUCCUCCUCAUCGAUCCAGUGAUUAGUCAUGGCCGGGAAACGCAGGCGAUUGCUCGCCUACAUCGGAUUGGUCAGACCAGGUUCGUUUUUAACUCAUCAUCUACGUAGCCCUUCUGUUCGCUGAUAUUAAUCCAUAGUUUUCAGAACGUGUUCUAUCAUACGACUCCAUAAAGUAGCCACUGUACUUGACCUAAAGUCUUUAUUACUAUUCAUCUAGCAUAUUAACAGGUGGCAGUGUGUUAGCAGACUUAGUAAAAAGAGGUCUAAGGAUGGCAUGUUUUGCAGAGACUAAAUCAAUAGUUCAUUUUGACCCAACUACGGAAACUUUGUCGACCUCCGUAGGAUUCGAAUCCACGGGUGAUGAGAUUUCAGCAAUCGACAACUUGCGUGCCGGCCAUCAAGCAAUUAGCGCACCAGGGGAGAACAAUUCUUGAUGAAUCGGAGAGUGGUUAAUUAUCAUAAGUAUGCGGUAGCAUAGUGACUGCAGCCUAUAAAUACUGCAACUUCCUGGACGCGAAUCAUCUGUUUCUGUCACUGUCUCUGAUGAUGGAUUCAAGUGAGAAUCCGAAACGUCAGGCGAAUAAAGCUCUUGUUCCAGCGAUCGCCUCUACUUUUUACCAACUAAUUCCUAGAACUCACAUCUUCGCUUGUAUCCGUACUGUAUUGAUUGUUUGUUCUGACCUAGCUACGGAAACUCUGGUGACCUUCGUAAGAUUCGAACCUACGACAACAAGGUAAAACCAUUAGCACAGCCAUCCCUCUAGCCAACUGAGCUAUAAGGCUCCAUCGGUAGGCGUGAAUUUAAUCACAUUUUGGUCAAACUACUUACCCAGCCUACUGAAAUAUAUAGAAUCCACUAAAUCUGAUACAGCAACCUGACUGUCCAAGCAGGAUUCCCCGAGUAAUUAAUCUGAAAUCUACCAGAUGACUACCAGGCUCAUUUAAUUACUAGGUGUUUUGGUAGAUUUUGUAUAAUUUAUCUUGACCCAAAUGGGAUUAUACUCACCGCUCCCGAUGGGGCCUCGUAGCUCAGGUGGCCAUAUCGUUGGUUGUACUCAAGCCUUCCCCUUCUAGUCGUGGGUUCGACUCCCUCAGUGGUAGCCAACACGUGUUGCGCUCAAGGGACGUCGAGAAGCGUCUCCUUUAUUGUUGCAUUCGCGGGCAGUAGUGUUUGUCCUCGGGUAUGACGGACAGACUAUGGUAUUAAUUAUCGACAUUUUCAUAUUCUCCGGUUGAUAACCGCUUUGGACUGUUUAUGCUUGCCUCCAAUGCUGCCGUCUAUAUUUAUUUUUUGCAAACUAUCUCAUGCGCUAGUACUUUACCUCGUCUGACUUCAGUUACUCCCAGGUGAUUUCUGAAAAUACCAACCACCCUGAUAUGCAUGAUGAUUUACCCUCCGUUCAGAGAUGGCCCACUCUUUGCUUCUGGCCAGGCUGUUUGCACAUUUUAGACGGCACAAUUGGUUGCAGCCGCAGUUAAAAUUCCACUUGAGGUUCUUAUUUGCGAAGCAUCGAAUUUCUUUAGGGGGAAGGCAAGGUCUAACAAGGCCGGCUGCCUGUUUAGAGUGCCCGUGGCGACUAGGCGCGGUGUCUCGCCAGUGCUUCCGACACCCAGUUUCACUCUCCAACUCAUCGACUUUUUUCAGGCUCAUGGCACCCUACCUGUCAGUUUAUCCGUUUCCUGUCGUCCGCUUUGCAAGUAAUAUCGGCCACUUGUAUCUUUCUAGCCUCCAGAACUUUAACAGACUUACAAAAUAGUUACUGUCUCGACCCUCUGACAGAAUAUCGAGUUUUCUCCUUUACUUUUGUGUCAACUAAGCUUGCAGUUUUUCGAAACUUCUUCCCUGUUGAUAUUGGCAUUUGCCAGCUCACAACAUUUUUUCGCACUUUGUUUCUGACAUGCCAAAUUUUCGAAUCGGUCUGCCUUUAAAAUUCCUUAACUCUUGCUGCAAGACAACCGGACCGUAAUACCUUCGGCCCGAACUCAGCUUCCAGUAAUUCACGCUACUUUAUAUCAUAAAUCUCUUUCAAGGGAUAGAUCCCUAAACUUCUUGUCUAUGCCUACUGUUUUAAGGACGAAUUCUAUCCCCGCGUAAGUAGCUCACAGUCCUUAUUAGGCUUGACUACCGCCCCAUCUCUUUUUAUUUACCCUUCAUUUCCUCCCGCACUUGCCUUCUGUUCAGGUGCUGCAUCGUGCAUCGUUUUAUUGUCCGAGACAGCAUCGAGAUGGCCCUGCACUCUUUGCACUCGCGUCUGCCAGUGGCCUCGGAAACGGACUGUAUGGUCGGUGCCGGGGCUCGUCGGUCCAGUUCUCAUGCCAGCGGGACCGCCGGCCCCGGGGAGGAUCGUGCUCAACUGCUGCAGAUGACUGUCGGCCAGCUAGUACAACUUCUCAAACUAGACGUGGUCGGUUUGAAUGGUGACGGUGAAAGUAACGACUGCGUAGCCAUAAACCCCAAGGACUCCUUUUGA